UAUGGCGGACAAAAGUGCUCAUUUUUUGUCAACUAUUCACACAAUUUAACCUUGUGAAUAAUAUCUAUUCGAAUAGUUUUUGUAACUUCUUUUACUCUAAUAAUGGAGGGCACUGAUAAAGCAUCUCAUAGGAGGAGACGAAAACGCAAAUGGAAGCCGGUGAGCUUGGAUUCAGUUGAUUUUUUCCAAGGUGAUAUGGAGGGAUUUGUUUCACUUGAGGUUUUGGAAGGCGACGAAUUAGAGAAUGAUGUUGGCGGAAAAGUUAUGAAACACGAUGACGGAAAUUUGGAAUGUAUGAUAGCGAAGUCAAAACCAAGUAAGAAAAAGAGCAAAAAGAAGAAGAAAACAAAACAAGCAGAAAUUAUUGAAAAGAGAGAAGAUGUUGUGAAUGUUGAGACAGAGAAUUUGGAUGAAGAUAUAGGUGUGGAAGUUGAAAGCGAAUGGACAUAUCUUGGUACUCAUAUCCAGAUUGGGAAGCGUUUACUUGACUUGGGUUUCCAAGAACCAACAAUGAUUCAAAGAAAAGCCAUACCACCAGCAAUCCAGAGUAGAAUGGACAUCAUUGGUGCGGCGGAAACUGGUUCGGGUAAGACGUUAGCCUACGGAAUCCCGGUGUUGCAAAGGAUAUUGGAAGCAAAACUAAGGCAAAAGGGUUCGGACAUUAAAGAAAAUGAUCAAGGAGUGCGGGCGCUUAUCCUAGCUCCCACACGUGAACUAGCAUUGCAGGUGCACAAGAAUCUUCAGGAUGUUGCAAAAACUUUGUCAAUCAAGGUUGCGUGCAUAGUUGGCGGAAUGUCUGAAGAGAAGCAGCAACGAGUACUCAGGGGGACACCUGAGGUCGUUGUAGGAACUCCAGGACGUCUGUGGCAUUUGAUUGAACAGGGACAACAACAUUUGUCAAACGUAAGCAAUUUGCAAUCAUUGGUAAUCGACGAAGCAGAUAGAAUGAUCCAAGAAGGACAUUACCAAGAGCUGUCUUUCUUAAUGGACAAGAUUAAUAUCAGCUCCGAAAAAAUGUUGUCAAAAUUACAGAAAUUUGUUUUUUCUGCCACGUUAACGUACUCGUCUACCUCCAAAAAGAACAACAAAGAUAACUUUGAUACGUUGUUAAAGAAGAUUGGUUUGCGAGAGAAAUCAAAAGUAAUCGACUUAACGCGAAAAGGUCUCACGGUUGAAAGUUUAACUGAGGCCAAACUCAUGUGUUCUGUUCAAGACAAGGACGUAUAUCUUUACUACUUUCUAAAGAAAUACCCGAAGCGGACUCUUGUGUUUGUCAAUACCAUCGAUACAUUAAGACGUCUUCUGUCAAUAUUGAACCUCCUCAAACUCGCCCCGCUCGCAUUGCAUGCUGGUAUACAACAGCGGCAAAGACUAAAGAAUCUUGACCGGUUCAAGUCACGUGCCGAUGGGUUGCUUUUGGCGUCAGAUGUCGCCGCGAGGGGCCUGGAUAUCAAAGGAGUGCAACACGUGAUUCAUUAUCAAAUACCAAAGAAUGCUGAGGUGUAUGUCCAUCGAAGCGGCCGGACAGCGAGAAUUCAAAACGAAGGUCUGAGCCUGUUACUAAUUGGUCCUGAUGACCUGCGGUCGUAUGAGAAAAUCUGGAAAGGCCUAAAGAAAGACAAUGAACCACCAGACUUUCCAGUCGACAUAGAAUAUUUGAACGAAAUCAGAAAACGGGUUUCAUUAGCGAGAACGAUUGAUAAGGAAGAACAUCAAUUCCGCAAAAAGAAAUGGAGCAACGAUUGGUUUUUGAACAACGCAAAAGAGGCCGAACUUGAAAUUGACGAAGAUUUAUUAGAGGAUUUGGGAGAUUCGCGGGAACAGCGAGUGAUGAAAGAGAGAUUGUCCGGCAAAAAAGCGGAGUUAAACGCACUGCUUGACAUACCCCUGGCUUCAUCAGGAUUUGUUGGCAAAUAUCCGACAAAAGAAGGAAAGUUACAAACAGCUGGAAUGCGAUAUGCCCAAAAUCUGAAAGAAAAUGGAGAGGUUGUACCCGGCCAUAAAGAUGUCAAAAAAGCCGCAGUGAAAAAAAGAAAAAACAAGAGAUAGCUCUCGACAAGUGGAGUAUUCAGCUGAUAUACAACUUUCAUGCUCAAAUGCCUGAACAAUAUGCUUCGCAGUUCGCCAAGUAACUUUUAAAAGAGAUUCGACACGGUAUAAAAACAGUGAGACUAUCCAAAUCAAUAGUGAUAUAUAUAAGUAUAUAUAAGUAUAUAUAAGUAUAUAUAAGUAUAUAUAAGUAUAUAUAAGUAUAUAUAAGUAUAUAUAAGUUACAACCAAUAUUCAUGCUCGGGAAAUUGGAGAAAUCGUAUUGGUUUUAUCUGAAAACCCAAACUGAAGCUCUGGACAUUCUUUAGCGUGUCAUAAUGGACCUUUUCGGUAAUUACGUCACAUCAUUAUCGCUUUAAAUUUAGAACCACUUUAAAUGAGAUGGAUUUCAAGUUU
Messenger RNA from Dendronephthya gigantea, 2445 nucleotides. RefSeq names its product ATP-dependent RNA helicase DDX24-like. The coding region runs from base 103 to 2049 and encodes 648 amino acids. The record is from RefSeq and is a predicted model, not a curated record. Lineage: Eukaryota; Metazoa; Cnidaria; Anthozoa; Malacalcyonacea; Nephtheidae. The transcript is spliced from 16 exons. Gene Ontology annotation, cellular component: nucleolus. Gene Ontology annotation, molecular function: nucleic acid binding; ATP binding.